AUGAAGGCGCUUAGAGCUGGGUCGAAGGAGGCCGCCUCCUGUCCGGCCAUCAUCUAUGUUGCGGGAGCCACGGUGGACCUCCCCCCCGAACAGUGGAAGCUGCUCGCAGAGGAUAAGCAUCCUCUCACGGCCCGUCUGUUCGACUUUGUCACCGGGUGGUUUCAGGGUCGCGUCGACGAGGAUUUUGCGCGCGGCUCCAUUCAGUGCACCCGCUCCCGCCAGCUUAAGGAUCCCGAGCGUCUAUUGGAUCUGGACGCGACGUCAUUGAAGGGCUCCUGCGGCAACAUCGCUUGUCUGUUCGCGUUCGACAAGAUCCUUGCCCAGUUGGACGCGGUCGCUGCCAGUGGAUCCGGGCCGCAAUUCUCGAGGCCAACCGCGAAGACUCUGAAUGCACUGCGGCAUGAGGCGUACCAAACCGCCGAAGAGCUCGCGUUCAACUUGAGCGUGGAUUUGACGCGACCCAUGCAAGGCGGUGAGGCUGAAAGGGCUGAAACGGGGAAGGUGCAGAAAGUGGCUACGGGUGCGCAGGUUGCUGACCAUGGUGUUCUCGCUCUCACAGGUGCUGCUGGUGUUUCGAACCGCGGAGGUGCUCGGGGGGGUACGGUGGUCCACGCUGAUGACGAAGGGGCCGAGGAUACCGUGACUAAGGGUGCAACCCGCGAUGAGGCUGGCCGCGCUGUUGCGCGUGAGGGGGAGGAGUCGAGCGAGGAGGAGGCGGAGGCUCACGUGGUAGCGGCCGCGGCAUCCAGCAGGCCCACUACAUCCGGCAAGAGCAUCAAGCACCUCGCGCAGCACUUGGCCCCCGGUGCUGGAAGCGCGGGCCCGAGUGGUGAGGUCGCGAGCAAGAGUCCCGUGACAGGUCCGCGUGAUCACGCGUCCCUGUCCUCGUUGCCAUCGCAUAAGCUUGCUGCUGAGAUCCUGCAGCUCGAAUUCAGGCUUGCAGCGCUGGCCGAAGAGAACGCACGGCCGAAGAAACGCCAGGAGUCGGGGGUUGGUGGGGUCGCGGUCGUGGGCUCUGAGGAGCUUGCGUCCGCGCUUGCUAAUGCGGUUCGGGUGUUGGAGAAGGAGGCGAGGGCGAUCGCGCAGGAAAGAGCGGCCCUGGUCGAUACCCGUAACCAGGAGGCGUUGGUGCUGGGGCGAGUGGACGCGAGGCUGGGACAGCUGCAGGGGGUUGUGACAGGCUCCAUGGAAGCCGCUCAGAAGAAGCUGACGGACGAGGUUGCGCGGAAGAUCGACAACAUGUCGACCGCGGUCUCCGUGACAGCAGAGCGGGCAAUCACCACCAGCGGGGUCACGAACGCGCUGCACACCCUCAUCGCGCUCGUUGGAGGAGCCCCCCCGCCGCGCACGGAUAAUGAAGGAACGGCCGCGACGGAGAUUGCCGAGCCCGGGGAUGCAGAGCUUGGAAAGCGGGCAGCGGGUGCGAAGGCGGAGAAUCAACGGGGGGCGAAGAGGCAGAGAGGUCCCCAGGCAGCGGCCGCGGUGCGCAAUCCGAGCGUGCAGGACAUGCUGAAGCAGAAGUGGGGCGCUGCAUCGCGAGGUGCAGCACCGCCUGGUCAACCGGGUUCGAGCUCGCGCUCCAUCCCACCUGGAGAAGCUGCAACCAAACCACCGGGCCCUGCCGGGGCAACCGCGACAGUGACAAGUACUGUGGGUUGGGGCAAGGGUAAGGCGGAGGAUGGAGAGGCGCCGGCUGCUGCGGGUUCGCUGGCCUCAAGGCGUGAGGUCCAGUCCGUGGCGGGUGCUGCGGCAGAGGGCAGGCAGACCACGCUCGCACCCGCUCGUGCUGCAAUCACCGCGGGACAUCUGCACAGCGCACUGGCAUCUGCAAGUCCUAUCGCGGCCUCGGUCGAGGGCAAGGCAGAGAAACGCGGACGGGGUGGCAAGAAGUUGCCCACUCCACCCGUGUACACGAUCGACGAGGACGAUCGCGCAAUCGCCGCGAGGAAGAUGAGCCACAGGUUGUUGCGGACCCGAAGGCGGUCGCCGCCGCGAUCGUGUCCGGAGUCGUGA
Closterium sp. NIES-65 is the source of this 2013-nucleotide messenger RNA. Lineage: Eukaryota; Viridiplantae; Streptophyta; Zygnematophyceae; Desmidiales; Closteriaceae. The record is from the annotation of a GenBank genome assembly.